Molecule: messenger RNA, 1546 nt
Organism: Amaranthus tricolor (Joseph's coat)
Lineage: Eukaryota; Viridiplantae; Streptophyta; Magnoliopsida; Caryophyllales; Amaranthaceae
Exons: 3
Coding region: 176-433 (85 amino acids)
Source: RefSeq, a predicted model, not a curated record
AAUUUUCCCAAAAUUAAUGGGUUAGAAUUUGAGCCCGAUCAGACCAUCCCUUGUUGCCGUCUUGCCAAGGAUUGUGGAAGGAUUAAUUAAGUCGCCUAGACCGCGUUUGUAUUUUCUUUAGUUUUUGUUAAAUAAAAGGAUUCUAGACAUUGGAGAAAAAGGAGGCUCAAGCACAAUGAUCAGCGUUCUUGCUCAGGAGCGAUUACUUGGUGCUGCUCUCGGUAGUGCUUUGGUGGGUAUCAUCAUUCUGGAAAACAAAAGAAACAUCUACGAAACAAUUUCCGAGAACAAUGCUAAAUUCGGCAAUCAAUCCCAGGUGGAUAAGCCAAUUUUAAAAUCACAUUCUCAUUUUGAAAUUGCGCACUUGUGGAACAAAGCUGUUGACAAGACUUUUGGCAGUCUGAUCGAAUCUCUUAGUUCCCGUGGGUGGUAAACUUGUACUCUUUCUGUUUGAGUAAACUGUAUUUUUGGAAAAUAGAGAUGGAUGCAUAAAUUGGUUGAAUGCAUUUUUAUGAACUGUCUUAUAUUGCUCCUUACCUUGUGUGGGCAAUCUACCCAGAUAAAUAAUUUGAUUUUGAUAUUAUUUGCAUCACCGACUCGUAUCCAAGUAAAUUCAAUGAGCAUAUUAUGAAAUUCUUCCAUCUUAAAGUGCCCAAAACGAUUUGUUUUGCUUAUCGGUCACAGAUUUUAUAAAAAAUGUAUAAAUUUUGUUCCGCUGUGUGAUUGUAUUACUCUUAGAUGUGCUUAACAAUGCUAACAUCUUGCGUGCUCUUGAAUGAACUGUUAAAAUAAACUCAUGUGUAUAAAACAAUCUAUUGCUUGCGAAUGAGGUAGACGAGAUAGAAUUCAUCUCCCUUGAGAUCAACCACGGACCAUGGUCACGUUACAAGAUACCUGCGGAAUUUUCACCCGUACUUAAAAAGGGGGGAAAAAAGAAAACAAUCUAAUGUGAAAGAGGACGGAGAAUUCUAGGGCUAUUAUACAAACACAAGAAGGUUAGAUGAUUCUAUGUUUAGGAAAUUUAUCAAGCAUCAAGUUGAACAACUUUGUUGAAAUUGACAUUGGCCUGACGAGUCUUGGUUACAUUAUAAACGCCUAUCGCCAGGCAGGCAAUGACUAAGGCUGCAAAAAUAGCAGCUGCAACUGAUCCAGCUCCAAUCCUAGCAGAGUGUGUUCUCGGCGUUGCUGUCGUUUGUACUUGUGUCUUGUGCACUUGAGCUGCUAGCGGAAAUGGCGAGCACUUUGAGAAAGUACAGGGGUCUUUAUUUCCAUUGGGGUGGAAGAAAUCAUAAGCCAUGGGAGAAAAGGCCAUUGGGCUCUGGUAAGCAAGUCCGUGAGGUGCUCGAUCUUGUGCCGCUGUUUGUGAAAUUAAGAAAACUGAAAAUAUAACGAGAAAACAAAGUGUUUGCAUCAUUUUUGGUUGAUAAAAUUUUUGUGAGUGAGAGAUUUAGGAUCUUAUUGAAGUUUGAUAUAUGCACUCAGAAAGGGAGGGCUUUAUUUAAAAUAAACAAAGGAAAUGGAUGGUUUGUUUGGCGUGAAGGACAAA